This is a messenger RNA of Ornithodoros turicata, 696 nucleotides long. Its product is annotated as myb-related transcription factor, partner of profilin-like. Bases 1 to 696 code for a protein of 231 amino acids. The record is from RefSeq and is a predicted model, not a curated record. NCBI's taxonomy places the organism in Eukaryota, Metazoa, Arthropoda, Arachnida, Ixodida, Argasidae. The transcript is spliced from 3 exons.
AUGGCAACCGAGGCACAACGGAUGCUGCUGUUGUCACUACUGGAGGAAGCUCCAGAACUCUACAAUAAGCGGACCUUCCUCCGGGGUGAGACAGCAGCUGAUCGCCGUGCCAAAUGGGACCGGAUUGCUGCCACCCUUAAUGCUGUUGGGGCAUUUAAUAAAGAUGCUAAUGGGUGGCAGCAGCUCUGGAAAGACUGGAGGUACCGUGUACGCAGCCGCGCACGGGAGAUGACGGCGGAAAAUGCAGGCCACGGGUGGAGGCAGUGGGUACGUGGUGACCAGUCAGGGGGCCACUCCUGUGGACAUCGCUGCCCACCUGUCUGGACUCGACCAGAGGUUAAUGGCCCUUGUUGGAUGAGACUCCUCCUCACGAUUUCCCAGAGGAGUGGAGCCAUCUGCGAAACCGGAGCCAUGGAAGUGAGACUUCCUGUCUCUGCUGACCAAGCACCUCCUCUGUCUGACAGCAGGCGUCAGCGCACAGGUGGUGCAUGCCGACGACGGAGGAGAAGAGUUCCUCCCUCUAUGGCUGGGCAACUCAUGCAGCGGCAGCAAGAGUUGCUCAGCGAGCAGAAGGCUCCCCUGGAAGAGCAGAAGAAGACGGUCAACUGUUUGACCACGAUUUGUCAGCUGCUCACUCCUAUGAGCGGAUCGUUCGCUCAUCACCUGGAGAGAGACAGACGAAAUGACAGUCAAUGA